Messenger RNA from Effrenium voratum, 1094 nucleotides. NCBI's taxonomy places the organism in Eukaryota, Dinophyceae, Suessiales, Symbiodiniaceae. The record is from the annotation of a GenBank genome assembly.
CUUUCUGGGUCGGCUUGCCGUGAGCCUUCCCUCCUUCCGAUGACCUGAAGCCUGCUUCGGGAAGGCCAAGAGCCGGACAUUGAGAGAAUGCUGGAGAGGCUGAGCCCGCAGGACCUUGUGGCGCUUGGGUUCUUGGCCUUGGCCAUUGCCUUCAUUCUGGUCCUUUUCCCCUGCUACCUGGGCUUCGUUACACUUACUGGCUGCGGCCCGCGGAGGGUACAGAGCAUUUGCUCCUACCUGCUACGAAAAGCGAAGAAACGGAGCACCUUCUCCUUCGACAAGAUCGCGGACUGCCUCUACCUUGGCAGCUUGCCACGGAGCCUUAGAGAUCUGGAGGGCCUAAAGAAAGCCGGGGUCGGAGCCAUGGUUACUCUCAAUGAGCCAUGGGAGAUGGAGCUGUCCAACCUCUACGUUAAGGAGUGUGGCCUGAAGCACCUUCAUCUUCCCACUCCCGACUUCUUCGCUCCGCAGCAGCAGCAGAUCCAGGAAGCUGUGCAGUUUAUCACGGAGCAUGCCAACAGAGGCGUCGGUGUAUAUGUGCACUGCAACGGUGGAAGGGGCCGCAGUGCGGUGUGCGUCAUCUGCUUCCUGGCGAGCUAUCAAGGCUUAGAGCCCGAGAAGGCCUUCGACUUGGUGAGGUCCAAGCGGAAAAUCGCAUCCAUGAAGGGAGGGCUUGGCCUUCACAAGCAGUGGCGCGCAGUGAAGCGCUUUUGCCGACGGCUGCAACGACCGCCGAAACGCGUGGAAGCCUUCGUCGAGCCCCCCGACAGCCCUGACAGCCCCAGCAGCCCCAGUGAUCCACUUCCGGAGCCCGAGAAGCGGGACGUGCAACUGGAAGUUUGCAAGGAGCCGGGGAAGGACUCGCCGAUGGCCUGCGAUACCGGCAGUGUACUGCCCCAGCGCGAGGUGGAGUCACCCCACAUGCCUUUGCACGCGGAAGAACGUGCAGCGGCGUUCGAGGAGGUCAAAUCCAGCGACGACAGCUCAGAUGAGGAGCCGCCAUUGCUUGAAUGAGGGAGAACCUGUGCGGCUUUUUUCCCCUGCUCUCUGAGCGGAGAGGAAAACAUGGGGAUGAAGCCAUGCAAAAAGAAACA